GGUAGGGCUGUGGAACACUGGUGAGCUGAGCUGUGGGGCAUUCUGUCGAGUCCAGAAUAUGAAGUCAUGUUUUGACAUAGGUAACAGCUCGACUUUUUGACAGAUGUGAUCUGAGAUCCAACAGUAAGAUAUCGAGGGCUGUCUGUGCAGUUUUCCAGCAAUGACAUCAGGCUUCCAAGAUUCGCCAGUGCCUGAAGAACCCUUGCACAUCCUGGAAUAUGGGGAAGCUUACAGAAAUCUGACUGAAGUGAAAAUGAGUCAUGUUGUCCUGCCGUGCCAUGCUAACCACUGUAAUGAGCUAAGCAUUGGACAGCUGCUAAAAUGGAUGGACACCACAGCCUGUCUAGCGGCUGAAAAGCAUGCUGGCUCCCCCUGUGUUACAGCAUCGGUUGAUGACAUCAAUUUUGAACACACUAUCAGAGGGAUACGUGGACGACAUGAGAAGCAGGGUCUCUGCGUUGGGCAAGUUGUAAACAUCAUGGCGAAGGUGAACCGAGCCUUCAACAGCAGCAUGGAGGUGGGGAUACUGGUGAGCUGUGAGGAUCUGUACAGUGGGAACACGUGGCGAGUGUGCAAGGCAUUUGCUACAUUUGUGGCCAGACCUACAGAUUCAGGAAAGGUUCGGCUCCACCCUUUAGUCCCCAGGACUCAGGAGGAGCAGAUGGAGCACAGCAUUGCUGCGGAGCGGCGGAGAAUGAGAUUGGUGCAUGCAGACAUUAUGAAAGAUCUGCUUAGCAAUGGCACCGUUCGGAGAGACAGUAUUUGUCAGGAAUUCAAGGAUUCGGUGCCGGCUGAGAAGACGAGGGUGGAGAGUGUCGAGCUGGUGCUGCCGCCACAUGCCAAUCAUCAGGGGGACACGUUUGGCGGGCAGAUCAUGGCAUGGAUGGAAAACGUGGCCACGAUAGCUGCCAGCCGACUGUGCAAUGCUCACCCCACGUUAAGAGCCAUCGACAUGUUCCACUUUAGGGGCCCAUCGCAUGUGGGAGACCGGCUGGUUUUAAAGGCUAUUGUUAACAACUCGUUUAAGAACAGCAUGGAGGUAGGUGUGUGUGCAGAGGCCUAUCAGUGUGGACAGCCACAGCGACACAUCAACAGUGCCUUCAUGAACUUCGUGGUGCUGGACGGAGAUGGGCAGCCCCGCGUUCUGCCUCGAAUCAAACCAGAGCCAGUGAAUGGGAAAAGACGGUACCUGGAGGCCAAUGCCAGGAAAAAGAUCAGGCUGGACAGAAAGUACAUUUUCUCCUGCAAUCAAACAGAGGUACCCCUGUCUGUCCCCUGGGACCCCAGCAAUCGGGUUUACCUCAGUUAUAACAAUGUCUCUGCACUUAAGAUCCUAGCAGCUAAAAGAGACUGGGUCCUUCAGUAUGAACGAAAUAAGGUGACUUUAUACGCAUUGGAAGAGGACCAGUUUCUCUCGAUUAAAGUGGAAAUGACGGUGGAAAUGAUGGCAGAGAAGGUCUUUGUACUGCUGUCUGACCUGGGCCGCAGACAUGAGUGGGACCAGCAUUACCAAAAAUGUGAUUUGAUCUGCCAGGUAGAUGAAGAUGACAUGAUCUAUUAUGUGGUCACUCCCUCGGUCGUCAAAGACAGCAAGUUCCAGGACUUUGUCUUGCUGGCCUCAAGACGGAGGCCAUGCGACAAAGGUGACCCUUAUGUGAUAGCACUGCGAUCAGUUACACUGCCUACACAUUCAGCCACUGCAGAUUAUACCAGGGGUGAGGUGUUAUGUGCUGGUUUCACUAUUUGGGAAGAAUCAGACACUGUUACAAAGGUGUCCUACUAUAACCAGGCUACUCCUGGAGUUCUGCCCUACAUCUCCAGAGACAUUGCUGGACUCUCCUCCAGCUUCUGCACAACAUUCACUUCCUGUAGAAAAUUUCUUGAAGAAAACAAGGAUUCCACACCCUCUGCUCCUUCAGAGUUGUAACAAGUUCCAGCAGUGCCAAAAAAAAAAGCUGUUUACUGUACAUUGGCUGUUCACUUUUAAUAUUGGGUUUUAAUUCAAUCCCUUGCAACUAACUGGACAGCUGUUUCUUCUAGUAGGACAUUUACUGUCACAUAUAAUUCUUAUGCCUUUACAGGUCUUCUCUAUACAGAUCAUGAAUGCGGUUUAGAAUUAAUGUGUUUUUCUUUACUGGGGAACUGAUUUAAAAAAAUAAAAAUACAACUCUCCCAUCACUUGCUGUUGAAGUGGUGUCUUGGGACUAGUUAACCAGUAAACAAAGUCCUGUCUGUGAAAUUCUGUCUGUGUUCCAUUGCUUUUAAUGGAGAAGUUAGAUUUUGUUAUGUGUGUAAUUAACAAAGUACUCGUGUAUUUUGAUUCACUUGUUUUUGCAUUGGAGUCCAAGCUUUACGUCUAGGUUAAAAAUUCAAACUGCUCUUCAAUAAAAUCAGAAAGCUCUGCUUUGCAACAAUGUAACUUUAAUGCCUAUUGCUCUGUAAAUAGGAUAUUUUUCUAACUUUUUUUGAACUUACAACUUCUGAUGUUCUGUAACUGGUGCUGCGUGUUUUAUGUUAAAGUCUUAGCAAAUACUUUUAUAUUUUUUUUCAUUGGUUUAAUGUUGCUUUGUAAUUGAUGUAGAUGUCACGUUUUCAUGGAAUGUGAUAUUACCACACAUUCUGUCUCAAAUAACCUCUCAAUCAGUUUGUUUACAUGCUAGACAUAUACGUAAUACUUAAGCAGCCAAAUAAGUAUUCUGGAUAAUCUAUUAACAUGCAAGUGGAGUGUGUUAUUCACAUUUAUAUGCAGACAGAAAUAUUCUCAACAUGACACUCACCGGGCAUGCGAAAUGUGUUGAGUUUUUACAACACAAGACUUGCAAAUGGUUAAAAAGGGUCAAAAUUGAUUCUAAUCACUAGAUUAGUGAAAAACAUUAACUUGUUUGACCACUUACUUGAAUAUUAAAUGAUUUCCUGAAAGUGGUGUUGUGUUUUUUAUUUCAUGCAUGCUUUAGAUUUUAUUGGACCUGUUUCUCGUUCAGCUUGGACUAGUGAGUUUGCUCCCAGUUGUUCUGCAAAUAAAACCCUUUUUAUGGUG
This is a messenger RNA of Polyodon spathula (Mississippi paddlefish), 3037 nucleotides long. RefSeq names its product acyl-coenzyme A thioesterase 11-like. Lineage: Eukaryota; Metazoa; Chordata; Actinopteri; Acipenseriformes; Polyodontidae. Gene Ontology annotation, molecular function: lipid binding; thiolester hydrolase activity. The record is from RefSeq and is a predicted model, not a curated record. The transcript has 17 exons. Bases 161 to 1927 code for a protein of 588 amino acids. Gene Ontology annotation, cellular component: extracellular exosome.